Molecule: messenger RNA, 3342 nt
Organism: Paramecium octaurelia
Lineage: Eukaryota; Ciliophora; Oligohymenophorea; Peniculida; Parameciidae
Source: the annotation of a GenBank genome assembly
AUGUAUGGCUAGUUCUCCAGCAUCCAAUAUUUGUACUUCUAUAGUGACUUUAGGCGUAAUUACUUGAGAAAGUGCAUGUAAAUGUCAGUAUGUCUAAUUUAAAGAGAAAUGUUUAGAUUACAAUACUGAAAAAAUAACAAACCAUUCCAAGAAUAUAAAUUUUUGGAAAUGCCAACGGUUGUGCGAGCAUUCUUACGAAUUAUGUAAAAUUAAAUUAUAAUUAUUUAGCCUAAUAAAGAUCCAAUAGUGUUAACAAAAGAACUGGAUUCACUCACAGGGUAAUUGUUAAUUCGAUGGAAAAGGGAAUUACUAAAAAAACUCCUUGCAUAACUAAAUGUUGUACAGAGUUAUUAGGAAUCAAUACUCAUGUUUGUAGUAGAUUUACAACUGGCUACUAUUGUUACUUUAAUAAAUUUAUUAAAUGUGUCGAAAUAACUGAUCAAAAAGUUGACGCAAGUUCAGUAUAAUCAGUGAUGGAUAUCUAUAAUUUCAAACAAUUCAAAUGUUCGUGCUUCUGUUUUCAGAGUCACUACUAUACAAGAAUAAGUUAAGGUGUUAUAUUUGCAUUGUGUUGGAAAUUAUGCAUAAACAUAUGGACCCAAAAUUGUAUUAGUUACAUUAAAAAACAUGUAUCAGUUAUUUCAAUAGGAAUUGAAAUUUACGCAAUGUAUUGAUGAAAUACAAGUUUUCUAAUAGCAGCAUCAAUAAUCUUUUAUCUAAGACGAAGAAAGUUUAACAAACAUCCUCAAAGAAUUUGCAGUAUGCAUUGGGUACUAGGCAAGUCAGAAGACUGUUGAUCUUAAGUAGGAGUAGGAAUGCAUUUCAAGUUUGCUGAAAUUAAUUUAUAACUAUCCUUUGAACUUUUAAGGCUUGCCAGCUUAUUAAUCCCUUUAUUCUUACUACUGUAUAUAUUUUAGUACCAACAGAAGUACAUUUCUAGACUGAGGAUUUAAAUAAAAAGAUCCAACUAUUUAUUAAGAACAUAUAUAAGGAUUACUUGAAAAAAAUAGAGCCAAUAUCCAUACCAAAUAAUAAAUUCAUCCCAAAUUCAAAAUUGGCGAAAAAUAGUAUCACAUCUUCCAUCAUAAUCUGAUAAAGAAUAAAUUAGGUUCUGUUGGAUAUUAAGGCAGACAUAUCGGUUCAAUCCUUAACAAUUAUCAAUGCUAAAUUUUCUGGUACAUAUGGAAUAGAGUGUAUUAGUAAUUUGCGGUUAAUAUGAUUUUGUAUUUAAUAAGUUAUGGAAAAUAAAUAUAUAUAUCAUAUUCAAACACUUGCUGUGCGCAACUGCUAACCCAUUUGCAGGGUUCUUGAUUGUAGACUAAAAAAUGCUAUUUUUGGGCACCAUAUUCAUAAAUUUACUCACAAGUAGCCAUAAUUGAGCUUACGUUUUCGCAUCAUAAAGUAGUUGAAUUAACCCAAAAUGAAAAGGAAGAAAUUAAGCAAGACUUUCUCAUUAAAUAGAACAGUUAGUAAGAUUUUAGAAUGGAUUCUAAGCUUUAAAUUCACACAAAUGGUGAUUUCAUCCCAAAUUGCUAAAGUAUUUGUGCUUAGCUAAGCUCAACUUUAUCUGUUUGAUCUAUGUAAAUUAAUUUGGCAUAUUUUGGCUUAACUAUCCCAAUAGCAACUUUUAAGAUCAGAGGAUUUAACAACAAACACAAUGUUUACUAACUCCAGAAUUUUUACAAGUGAUAUUGUCAUAAGUUUUGGGAGAACAUAAUCAGUAUUAAGAUAGCAAAUAUCAUUGGGUUAUGCACAUUCACUUGCUGUAUUGAGGCAGAUAAAUCCCUGUAAAUUCGCUCGUAACACUUUAAUCAUUUUCACAAAAAUCCUAAAUUAAUACAUCCUAUUCAAAACCAUCUGUUAAAUCAGCCGCAUUUACAAUUUUACUUCAAUAGGCAUUGGUUGCUUUGUUGCUUGUACAAUUAAUUCAAUUAAUUAAAGAACAAUCUUUAGCCUUGUAUAAAUUAGGGGUAUACGCAUUACAACCACCUUAAUUAAUACCAAAGUUACAACCUUCUCCAAUUUCAAGACAACAGCUGCAAAGUAAAUAUGUUAAAAUUUAAUUUUUAUGGGAGAAAGAGAACAUUAUGGGUUUGAUUAUUCAUAAGAAUCUGAGUCAUAUAAUGCCUUAAUCAUUGGUUACAAUAUGCAUACCAGGAGCAGUAUUUUUCAAGCAAGCAUUAUUAAGCUAUAUCUGUGAGAGAUGCUUAAGAACAAACCUUUGCUGUCUCAUCUGUAGAUUUAUCAGCUAAUAAUCUAUCAAUAAAGGAGCAAACCAUUUCGUUGUAAUACAUACCUUGAGCUAUUAAUGCUUGAGCAUAUGUAAUGUUAUAAUUUUUCGUUGGUUUACAAGAAGAUUUUUCAAAGUAACAAUAUUCAUACAUAUUUCUAUAUUAAUUUAGAUUAAGGAGGAACAAACUAUUAUGCUUCUUUGUAAUCUUGGCACUUUUUUUCUGGAGUUUGAUUAGGAUCAAUAAAAUAUCUAUAUCCUCUAGUGUUUAAUAAGCAAACCUAAUUAUUCAUUAUAAAGCCGGUGCAUUUAUUGUUAAAAGUAGUCAAUAUCGAACAUGAAAGUUAUUGCGUUGUUAUUAGUUGAUGUAAAAUAAUAUGCCUUCCUAAUAUGUUUGUACAGGCUUACGCAUUAUAAUAGGUGUUACUUUUAAUGAUUGAAAAUUAUUCUACCUAUGAGCAUUUCAUAUUCAGUCAUUGACCAUUCAAAAUUACCUUUCAAUAAUGUUAAACAUAGUUAUUUAUUAACAUUCAAAUUUACAUUAUAAAUUGUAGAUAGCAUCUACAUCUCCUUCUUCAUAGCAAUUCAAAUUCAUUGGAUCCUAUCUGCAAUUAACAGUAGUAAUAAUCUAACAUCCAAUUGAAUUAUUACCAGGUAAAUCACAAUUUUACUAUUAAGCUUUACUUACAGAUUGGCAUUUGUUUAUAUCAUGUAAAAAUUCACAUAUCUAUCCACUUUUAUUGAUAUUUUAGCAGGCUUUUUAAUUCACAAAUGCUUCAUAGGGAUUACUUACAUUAAAAUUUGAACAAUUAAUAUCCUGAGGAUUAGGUAUGCAUUUAUUGGUCGAAGUAAGGAAGGCAAGCAUACGGAUUAUUAAUGCAUGUUUUUAUUUGAUAUUGAUUGCAAAUGUAAAAUGAUAGGUAGUCAUCAAAUGUGACACGCAAAUCCAUCCCAAUAACAUUAUUAAGUAGGAGACCAAUCAAUCAUCCAACAUGACCUUUUAUUCAUCGAUGUUCAGCUUUGGGUUAAGUAAAUCUGGUUGUUUAAGUUAUACACUUUCAUCUUUCUGCAUUUUUUAUGCUUAGUACCUGAUGUCCAAACUAAUCCAAUGA